CGCCGCCGCUGCCGCCGGCUCCGCGUGGGUGGCGGCCGCGCAGAGCCGAGCCUCCGCGGCCGCGCAGAGCCGAGCCUCCGCGCCCGCAGAGCGGCGGGCCGGGGCUGUGCCGGGCCGGGCGGGGCCGGGCCGGGCCGGGCUCGGCGGCGGCGGCGGCGGCGGCGGCGCUGCGCGGAGAGGCGCGGAGCAUCGCGGAGCGGAGCAUGUCGGCGCUGCGGAGGAAGCUGGGGGACGAGUACCAGGUGGUGAGCACCUCGGCCAGCGGAGGGGGGCUGCCCCCCCCCCGCGCCGCCCCCCGGGGCAAGCGGCAGCGCUUCGUGGACAAGAACGGGCGGUGCAACGUGCAGCACGGCAACCUGGGCGGCGAGACCAGCCGGUACCUCUCCGACCUCUUCACCACCCUGGUGGACCUCAAGUGGCGCUGGAACCUCUUCAUCUUCAUCCUCACCUACACCGUGGCCUGGCUCUUCAUGGCCUCCAUGUGGUGGGUGAUCGCCUACAUGCGGGGGGACCUGAACAAGGCGCACGACGACAGCUACACCCCCUGCGUGGCCAACGUCUACAACUUCCCCUCCGCCUUCCUCUUCUUCAUAGAGACCGAGGCCACCAUCGGCUAUGGCUACCGCUACAUCACGGACAAAUGCCCCGAGGGCAUCAUCCUCUUCCUCUUCCAGUCCAUCCUGGGCUCCAUCGUGGACGCCUUCCUCAUCGGCUGCAUGUUCAUCAAGAUGUCUCAGCCCAAGAAGAGGGCCGAGACCCUGAUGUUCAGCGAGCACGCUGCCAUCUCCAUGCGGGACGGCAAGCUCACCCUCAUGUUCAGGGUGGGCAACCUCCGCAACAGCCACAUGGUCUCGGCGCAGAUCCGCUGCAAGCUGCUCAAAUCCCGCCAGACGCCGGAGGGUGAGUUCCUGCCGCUGGACCAGCUGGAGCUGGACGUGGGCUUCAGCACGGGGGCCGACCAGCUCUUCCUGGUGUCCCCGCUCACCAUCUGCCACGUGAUAGAUGCCAAGAGCCCCUUCUACGACCUCUCCCAGCGCAGCAUGCAAACGGAGCAGUUUGAGAUUGUCGUCAUCCUGGAGGGCAUCGUGGAAACCACGGGGAUGACGUGCCAAGCCAGGACAUCCUAUACCGAGGACGAGGUGCUGUGGGGUCAUCGCUUCUUCCCCGUUAUCUCCCUGGAAGAGGGGUUCUUUAAAGUCGAUUACUCCCAGUUCCACGCGACGUUUGAGGUGCCCACCCCACCCUACAGCGUGAAGGAGCAGGAGGAGAUGCUGCUCAUGUCUUCUCCCUUGAUAGCGCCCGCUGUCAGCAACAGCAAGGAAAGGAACAACUCGGUGGAGUGCCUGGAUGGUCUCGACGAAGUUGGCACAAAACUGCCUUCAAAACUGCAGAAAAUAACCGGGAGGGAAGACUUCCCCAAAAAACUCCUCAGGAUGAGUUCCACCACCUCUGAGAAGGCCUACAGCAUGGGGGAUUUACCCAUGAAACUCCAGCGGAUCAGCUCGGUCCCCGGGAACUCGGAGGAGAAACUGGUGUCUAAAACCACCAAGAUGAUGUCGGAUCCCAUGAGCCAGUCGGUGGCCGACCUCCCGCCCAAGCUGCAGAAGCUGUCGGGCGGCGGCGGCAGGAUGGAGGGCAACCUGCCGCCCAAACUGCGAAAAAUGAAUUCGGAUCGGUUUACAUAACCCGGCAGGACUUGGAGCUGCCGAGCAGAGCUGGAACUGCUGCUGGCAAGGGCAGGGGGGGCCGGAGAGCGCGUCCCCCCCAGCCCUUGGCGUGCCGGGCUCUGUGGUCCCCGGGGGCGCCGGGAGGCAGGAGCAUCCCCGGGCAGCGGCGGCCGCGCUGUAAGUAGGACCCAGGGGACGACGGGGGCGAGCGGACCUUCGUUGGCAUGUAGUAUCACAACACGCAUGCAAUAAUAGUGUGCAAUUUUUGCAUAUAGUUUUAUGGCAUGACUCCUACUAUAUUUAUACUGUAUAUCCUGAAAAAAAUACGGAAGGGGGCGUUCCUUUCCCCUUGUAUUUCUUAAGAGUAAGUGGUCGGUAAAACAUGCGAGUGGGUAACUUUUCAGGGUAAGUUAUAGUUUGAUUUGAAAUUGUUCUGGGUUUGGUUUUUUGUUUUUGUUUUUUUUUCCUGAUGUGGAUCGUGAUGUUUUGUUAACAAAGUAGCUAUGGUGCAUGUCGUUUUUCUUAAAAGAAGGUAUAUUAGUUAA
This is a messenger RNA of Chroicocephalus ridibundus (black-headed gull), 2212 nucleotides long. It is a transcript of the gene KCNJ3, whose product is annotated as potassium inwardly rectifying channel subfamily J member 3. Gene Ontology annotation, molecular function: G-protein activated inward rectifier potassium channel activity. Gene Ontology annotation, biological process: regulation of monoatomic ion transmembrane transport; potassium ion import across plasma membrane. Gene Ontology annotation, cellular component: plasma membrane. NCBI's taxonomy places the organism in Eukaryota, Metazoa, Chordata, Aves, Charadriiformes, Laridae. The record is from RefSeq and is a predicted model, not a curated record. Bases 204 to 1685 code for a protein of 493 amino acids. The transcript is spliced from 3 exons.